AUGUAUUUUUCUUCUUCCGAGUGCAUCAUCUGGGUUACAGUAUUUGCCGCCGAGUUUCUUACUAUAGUAAUAGUGAACCUCCUUUCAAUCAUUGUCUUUAUAAAGAACAGAGGCCUUCGCACUCGCAGGAUGUACUUGGUUAUAAGUUUAACCGUAGCGGACAUGUUGGCUGGAGGACUUUCCGGGAGUGUCUUGCUUUUCAAAGUCCCUGCCUGGAAAAGUUGUGACUUUGUAGAGGUUUAUCCGGUAGUCCCUCUUAUCUCCCUGACAAACAUUACUGUGAUUUCGUUAGAGCGAAUGCACGCCACGUUUCGUCCAUUGAGGCAUCGGCUCGUCAAGAGAUGGGUUUACGUGGUAGCAGUUACUGUUGUCUGGGUUUUUCCUGGUAUUACAUCAGGCUUGGAGAAAGAAAGAAAAAUUCUGAAAAUAUGCGUUAAUUUUUUAUGGGAAGCACACAGUAUUUUGUGUUUAUUUGUUAUCUUCGCUUCGUAUACAUCCAUUUUCCUUAAGUUUCGUUUUAGAGCACAUCCACAACGCCAUUUUGCAGCCAAUUUAAGACAGAAGAAACUUACCGUCACAUUGUUUAUAACAACUUUAGUAUCUUUACUGAUGUGGCUACCGUACAAUAUAUUCAAGUUUCUUGGCAUAACUUCUAAUGGAAUUUCAAAUUCUACCACAAUACUCUUGAAUGUCGAUCUUUUUUUUGUCUUAUUAUUUUUUGCAAACUCUCUUGUAAAUCCCAUAUUAUACACAGUCAGGAUGCCGGAAUUUAAAAAAGCUCUGUUCUCAUUGUUU
Molecule: messenger RNA, 795 nt
Organism: Porites evermanni
Lineage: Eukaryota; Metazoa; Cnidaria; Anthozoa; Scleractinia; Poritidae
Source: the annotation of a GenBank genome assembly